UCGUAUAAACUUGUAUCUUCGGCUUACGUAAAUCCAUGCGACGCUUCGGGCCCUUCGUCUGUGCUGGAACUAUAGUACGCCCGAUUUUUUCUCAUCAUGAUUUAWUUUCUUGUCCUAUUCCAUUUUCCUUUUUUUCUGUUUCCAUUUKCUUUUUUCUUCUUUUCACUUAUUUCUCUGCAACUCAGCCUUCGGACUUCUCAGCUCCAACUGGACGAGAGGGAAUGAGCACCAGUUGGGCGCCAUAUUUGAACAAACAAAAAUGGCGGUCACAACAAGAAAGACUAUUCAGGGAGGAAAAACGAAUGUUUAUUGGACCAAGGACUCUGAUGAUCUAGAUAACGAUAUUGUAAAAGUUCAUGUACCAGGAGUCAACCUGGAACCAUCGCUGGACAUCAAGAAACCAAUGGUUAAAAAGCCUGUAAAACCCCGGAGGCCAGAUCUUAUGAUGAUACCAAAAAGAUCAAGAAUUGAAUCACUGAAAUAUUUGAAAGCACAGAAAACUCAAACCCUUAAAGUAAAUGGAGACAAGAGAAUACAAGAUAUUGAUGAUGUACCUGUUAAGGAUGUCUCUGAUACAUGUAGUAAAGCAGAGCUGGAAACACCUGCAAAGGUGACUUUAAAAGAUUUGAGACCUGAAGACAAGAAACGAGUUGCUAACCUAGUGAAAGAACUAGCUAAAGUAGGAGAGGAAAGAGAACUUGCUCUAUCACAGCUAACAGAAGAAAGAAUGGCUUUUGAAGAAAGACUUCAUAUCUUACAAGAAGAAUAUGAUAGUAAUAUUAAUGAGAAAUUAAACUUACAAAAAAGGUUUCUAGAACUGCAAGAACUGUUGAAGAAGUACAAGGAAGAAGAACGAAGUAAAGUUAAAAAAAGCAAGAAAAGUCAAUCAAGUAAUACCACUCAAACAUCUCCAUCUACAAAUUCACUUGGAAAACAGCUUCAAAAAUCAUUGACAGAAAGUCCAGGAAAUGACAGGACYAAGUCUCCACAACGUGAAAACACCAUUGCCAACAAAUCRMAAAGACAGUCAACACCUGUUGCAAGCACUUCUCUGAUUCUUGACAAUGCCAAGMAAGUGGAAUUUAGUGAACCAAAAACUAUUUUUAAACGUACCAGUCCUGMUACAAGAGAACAAUUGCACACUWCACAGACUGAUACAUURCAGCAUGAGAAGGCAAAGGAACAUGAGRGUGUGUCCAAAGAAAGUCCAGUCAUCAGGAAAKUUGCUCGUCCACGUCAYGAGGGYRCAGRUUUACCASUAARGAGYGAAGCAGYACAGCACUUCACAGGCAGUAUUCCUGUAACUGUCAGGCCAUCAACUGCUGAACAGCAAAGCCUCCAGGCCAUGACAUCAACACAGGGAGCCCAUGAAAGGACACAAAGAGGCCAUAACCAGUCAUUGUUACAUCAACCUCCACCAAAGUCAACWGAACAGGAACCCCCUGUCUAUGCCAAUAAAAUAUUUGACAUGUCAGUWUUGAGGCCAAAUGCUGGAAGACCUUUUCCUCCUCCUUUCAUUGAUGCCAACAACAGGUCCCAGUCAGAUACUUCACAAACCUUUUCAGCUGAGCUAGAUGCUGUAUAUCGACUGUACUGCCGUGAGUAUGAACUACAGCUACAGCUACAACAACAACAGCUUGAGUUGCAGAAACAGCAGCUGCAGCUACAACAACAGUUACAACAGUUGGAGUUGUUCCAGCAAAGACAGCAAUCUCAGCAACAAACACUGACUGCUCAUGUUAAACAGCCACAACCAUCAACUCCAGCUAAACCUGUUAUCAGAGAAACUCCCAUCCCAACCCCAGCUCCCCAGCCAUCAGCCCAGCCAAGACAGGAAUCGCCAUUGGAUGGCCUGGUACCCACUCCAAUUGAAAGUGAGUAUUCUCAACCCCAGCAUUCUGCUUCAAUCAAGAAUGAGGACAAAGGUCAGAGAGAUACACCAACAAUAAGAAGAAUAACAAGCUCCAAAAGGCCCCAAAAAAGUGAAAGAACACCCUUCCAUGAUGGAAGCAACCAGAGUCAUCCACCAAGUCUCUUACAAGAACAAGCUGUUUAUGCAGAUAGAGAUGCUUCCAAACACAGUUCACAACAACCUCAAUUGAUUAGAGGGUCAGUUAACAAGGAAAUAAUCCAACCAGAUGAAGCUGAUCAGUUCAAGUUCUCCCUMUAUCGCAACCAUUCAGCCACAAGAAAUACCAUUGAUUGGUCAACAGCUUCUGAUCUGGAAUUCCGAAGAAUGCAAGAAAGUAGAAUUAGAGAGCAUUACGGGCUUGCUCAGUAUCCAUUGCAUUCAACACAGGCCUCGUUCCCUUUAAGUGAACGUCUUACUUCUAGAACAAGUGACGACUUGUAUGAGAGACCUAGAAUUACUGAGAUACCUUCUGAAAGAGAUGGGAGAGAAGUGGAUGGGAUAAUUCACUUUGGUCAGCAGCCAAAUGGAAGACAUCCUAAUACAUCUAGAGCAAGUUAUGACUUUUAUGAGAGAUCAAGAAUUGCUGAAGAGCUUCCUGAAAGAGAUGGGAGGAAAGUGGAUGGGAUAAUUUAUUCUGGUCAGCAGCCAAAGUUAAGACAUCCUAUUACUUCUACUGGAAGUUACAACCUGUAUGAAAGAUCAAGAAUUGCUGAAGAGCCUCCCAAAAGAGAUGUGAGGAAAGUGGAUGGGAUAAUUUAUUCUGGAGAGAAAGAAUUAGUUCAUGAAGCCAAUCAAGAUUUCCACAAUGAGAAUCAAACAACUUCAAAUCAACAAUACUCUUUAUACACAUCAAGAAAUCAGGCUAGAUAUUCUGGCCAUAAUCACUUUGAUAAAGAGGAGGUAGUUGAGCCUUGGGUAUCAAGAACUAGCUCUCAACAAAGAGACAGGUCAGCUUUUGAACAGGUACCUGAACUCAACUACCCUCUCCAAAUAGUCGAUCUUGUCCAUGAAAUGGAAGAUGAACCAACAAUAACAAGUCCAUCAAGGAAACCAAACUAUGCAUUUUACCCCAGUUCACAUCCUACAGAACCUGUUGUACUGGACGGAAUAUUGGACUCAACGGACUCUGGAUACUCUCAAGUUUCAAGGGGCAUUUAUGAAGAUAAACGUUCAGCGCUGUAUUCUGUUUGCUCAGAUAAUGAAGCAGAUGAUGAAGAACUUAAUGUGUUGGAAGAUAUUUUCUUUAUUUAGACUCUUCAUGUAUAUUGUGAAUUGAUCGAGGGGGACCAUCUUGGAGGGUGAUCAAGGGAGAUUAUCACAGAGGGUGAUUA
Exaiptasia diaphana is the source of this 3243-nucleotide messenger RNA. RefSeq names its product tripartite motif-containing protein 66. The coding region runs from base 260 to 3163 and encodes 967 amino acids. The transcript is spliced from 10 exons. Lineage: Eukaryota; Metazoa; Cnidaria; Anthozoa; Actiniaria; Aiptasiidae. The record is from RefSeq and is a predicted model, not a curated record.